Messenger RNA from Emiliania huxleyi CCMP1516, 597 nucleotides. RefSeq lists its product as hypothetical. Lineage: Eukaryota; Haptophyta; Isochrysidales; Noelaerhabdaceae. The record is from RefSeq and is a predicted model, not a curated record. The annotation marks the transcript as partial. Gene Ontology annotation, biological process: protein polyubiquitination. The transcript has a single exon. Gene Ontology annotation, molecular function: ubiquitin protein ligase activity.
AUGUUCUUUGACGACAAGCCCAAGGUCAAUCUACGCGGUAAGAGCUCCUCCUCAGACCGCCAGCUCCUCCUCGCGCGCGCCCAGCGCGAGCGCGACGAGCGGCAGCGGCAGCGCGCCCUCCUCCGGGCCGCGCUGCUGCUCCAGUCGGCGGCCCGCGCUCACAUGGCGCUCGCACGGGCGCGCGAGGCGAUUCGCUCCGAGUUUGAUGCCGCCGUGGACGCGAGCUUGGCUCAGCGCGUCGAGCCCGGCGUCGGCGGGUCGCUCGCCGCCGGCUUUGCGUCGCUCGUGCGCCAGCUCCUCUUCUUCCACGCGGCGCCGCUCGACGACGGCCGGCGGACGUGGCUGCUGGGCGCGCUGGUGGAGGCACUCGCAGCCGAAGCAGCGGCCGCGCCCUCGUCCGGCUUGCUCCGCGCCUCGCUCACGCCGUCGCUGACGGCGUCGCUCGUCGCCCUCUGUCUCCAACGCCUCGCCGCCGCCGCCGCUGGCUCUGCCGGCUCUGCCGCCUCUGCCGGCUCGGUCGCGUCUUCCGCCGCUCCCGCCUUCGGAUCCGCUGCGCCGCCCGCCACCGACUCCCUCCCCCUCGAGCUGAGGGCCGCG